AUGCCUCCGAUACGAACCUCGCGCAAUCGUAAACCACCACCCGCAGGCUUCGAUGAUAUAGAGGACACUUUGCUGGAGUUCAGCAAUAAAAUGAAAGAUGCGGAAAACGCGCCACACGAUGGAAAGAAGAAACAUGAGAUGUUAUGGCCCAUUUUCCAAAUAAGUCAUCAGCGCUCGAGAUACAUAUACGACCUUUAUUAUGAGAAAGAGGCGAUAUCAAAGCAGUUGUAUGAAUGGCUUCUCAAGAACAAUUAUGCGGACGCCAACCUCAUCGCCAAAUGGAAGAAACAAGGCUACGAAAAGACGAAAGAGACAAAUUUUAAUGCGACGUGUAUAUGCCGGGUGCCGAAAGCCCAGUUGAAGGAGGAUCAGAUGAUUCAAUGCGUCAGUUGUGGUUGUCGAGGCUGCGCAAGCAGUGACUGA
This is a messenger RNA of Aspergillus udagawae, 423 nucleotides long. Its product is annotated as BUD31 family protein. Bases 1 to 423 code for a protein of 140 amino acids. Lineage: Eukaryota; Fungi; Ascomycota; Eurotiomycetes; Eurotiales; Aspergillaceae. The transcript is spliced from 3 exons. The record is from RefSeq and is a predicted model, not a curated record. Gene Ontology annotation, cellular component: nucleus; spliceosomal complex. Gene Ontology annotation, biological process: mRNA splicing, via spliceosome.